Messenger RNA from Thermothielavioides terrestris NRRL 8126, 342 nucleotides. RefSeq lists its product as uncharacterized. Bases 1 to 342 code for a protein of 113 amino acids. The record is from RefSeq and is a predicted model, not a curated record. The transcript is spliced from 2 exons. Lineage: Eukaryota; Fungi; Ascomycota; Sordariomycetes; Sordariales; Chaetomiaceae.
AUGCCGAGUCUCCUGUUGGCGACUAUUUCCGACCACGACCACCAUCGACAUUCCACCCUGACCAUCUACCGCGACGCAUGCCUCGGCCUUUUCCUGGCAAUCGCCGCUCUCGGAAUUGCAGCCAGGGUGUCCUUCUGGUCCGACUCCGGCCCUGACGACGGAGCAGCAGGCUCAUUGGAAGGCUUCUCUUAUUACUCGAUCGGUUCGGUCCUGCUGUCCCUUGGCUCUGCCGGGUGCGGUUACGUGGUCAGGUCGGCAACAACCGAGGCCAGCUUCCAGUUCCAGGACAAGGACCGGCGGAGCGUCGCCGUCAUGUGGCUGCAAAGAGCCUGCACCGUGUGA